AUGUCAACUGUGGUGUCCACAAUCUGAGUUAUAAAAAGAAACGAAGUUAUUUUCCUUUACAUAGCCUGCUUUGUAUUCCUUUCUAGCAAUCCAAAGCAACUCCCAGAAAGAGCUCUGUCAUGUUUGCUUGUUCGCUCUGUGCGAGCAACUUUCAGCGUUAAGGGUGGACGUGAUAUUUCAAACAUCAGAUCAGUGCGUUUAUGUAUUGGGUGCCCGGAAAUUUUUCCAAAUAAACACAGCUUGAUUCGACUUGGGUGGGCAGACUUAUCAACAGACUAAUUCUAUAAACAAAUGAAGGAAUAACCGAGCACACCAUUGGCUGGUAGGCAGGGAACACGCGGGGAGAGAGAGGGAGAGACUCGAGGCUUUCGGCAAUGAAAAUGUAAUUAAUGUGGGUGGGCUGAGGGAACACAACGGGUGUUUAUCAUAGACAAUUUAUUUUCCAGCGCUAAGUCAACAUAAAACAGCAAAACGGACAACAAUUAUUUAACAUUUUAGACUCAUGAAGCGGACACACCGGUGGCGAUCUCCCCAGACUGAAACUGUCCUCCGAAGUCAUGAGUUUAUACCACAGCCCUGUGCCACAGUCCGGCGUGGCUGCCUCGGCUCUCACUUUAUCGAAUUCCUCCCUAAUCUAUGUUUACGGCGGUGAAGUUGGAGGCAUCAUUCCCGCUUUGGGAUUCGCGUCAAGCCGGCAGGAGCCUCCUCAGAAACCUCCUUACAGCUACAUCGCGCUCAUCGCAAUGGCAAUCAAGAACGCGCCGGACAAGCGCGCGACUUUGAGCGGGAUCUAUCAGUUCAUCAUGGACCGCUUCCCCUAUUAUCAUGACAACAAGCAGGGCUGGCAGAACUCGAUCCGCCACAACCUUUCGCUGAACGACUGCUUCAUCAAAGUGCCCAGAGAAAAAGGACGACCGGGGAAGGGCAGCUACUGGACGCUGGACACCAAAUGCCUGGACAUGUUCGAGAACGGAAACUACCGGCGACGGAAGAGAAAGUGCAGGACUCAGGAAACAGGAGAGAUUAGAUUUGGACAUAAGAGAACCCGAGCGACGACCCUGAACUCCAAACUUCAUCAAAGCGCCCAUUUGGAGAAAGAGUCACCGCUUAAGGACUCAGAAACAAACAAGCGGCAACACGAAAAACAUCCUGAAAGAGAUCUAAACAUCCAUGAGAAGUUUAACGGCACCCAACAACAAUAUAGCGAGGCUAAUGUGGCCACACACGCCUCUGACUCCACGAAAGACUGGUGUUUAGCACCCUCGACCACAGCGGGCUCUAACCCAAGAUGCCCGAGGCCAGAUCAGGCCAGCACAGUGUCUCUAAACAAUCUAAACGGCACAAACACUGCGCUUUUAAACGCGCGAGAGGCGCCGGUAUCCGUGAGUGACAUUGGAAGCGCGCAAACCGGAGACGCCAAAUCCAAAGAAACGAAUGCUCAGACACACCCUCGAAAAACAACAGACAAAUCGAAGGAGUUUAGCAUCGACAGUAUUCUGUCAAAAAAGGAGAACCAGUCCCAAAGAAGGUGCGGCGUUGCUGGAGGAGCGCAGGUCGCGUGUUUGGAGUCGCGCAGUUACGCGCUCACGUCGUCGCUGAUCACACACGCGCACCCACAGCUGUACCCGCGCGGAUUCCCGCUCUGUUCCUACCUGUCUCUCGCCUGUCCAGACAAAAUACUGAACUUCAGAGAGAAAACAGAUGAGAAAUUAUUCUUUUGACGAAUCCCAGUCCGUAGCAAAGCAAUUCAAUCAGCUAAUAAUUGUUAAUUGCAAACUAAAACAGAUCUAUACUUAAAAAGAUCUAUCAAGCGGUCAGGCUAAAUCUAUUAUUAUUAUUAUUAUUUCUAUUGUUAUUAUUGUUGUCGUUGUGGAAUUCAACAUGGGUGGCCACUCUAAAGAACACUAAUAACAUUAGUUAAUUCUAAUGAUGUUUAUUCUAUG
Messenger RNA from Carassius carassius (crucian carp), 1943 nucleotides. Its product is annotated as forkhead box protein L1-like. Gene Ontology annotation, molecular function: RNA polymerase II cis-regulatory region sequence-specific DNA binding; DNA-binding transcription factor activity, RNA polymerase II-specific. The record is from RefSeq and is a predicted model, not a curated record. Gene Ontology annotation, biological process: regulation of transcription by RNA polymerase II; anatomical structure morphogenesis; cell differentiation. Lineage: Eukaryota; Metazoa; Chordata; Actinopteri; Cypriniformes; Cyprinidae. The transcript has a single exon. The coding region runs from base 558 to 1721 and encodes 387 amino acids.